AUGGGAGAUCUGUCAGAGGACCUGUUAGAAAGCAGGUGUCCUCGUCUGAUCUCAGAGCGUCACUUCUCCUCAGGAUCACCAGAGGAAACACCGACACACAAAAUGCUUCUCCUCCCAGCUGCUGCCCUGUACUGUCUGUGUUCAGGUGAGUGUUUCAAUCAGCCAAUCAGGAGCCAGCAAACUCGACCUUUACCAAACACCGUCUCACUCACCUGCUUCACCUGUGUGUGUGUGUGUGUGUGUGUGUGUCUGCAGCUCUGCUUUCAACAGCAGAAGAUCUGAUCCAGGAGGAUUUAACUCUGACCAGGAGAGAAGGAGAACAAGUCUCCUUCAGCUGUGAUCAAACCAACCGAUGUUCUAGUGACUGGGUAUACUGGUACCAGAAGAAAGACUCAGACACAUUCAGAAGGAUUCUGCAUAUAGACAGGAGCAGUGGUGAAAUAUAUAAAGGCUACAAUCAUUCUCAGAAAGAUGAUUUCUCAGCUGUAAAAACUGAGAACAGCUGUGAGUUGCAGAUCCAGACAGUUAAAGUCUCUCAUUCAGCCACCUACUACUGCUCCUGUUUGAAAAGGGGAGACCCCACAGUGAGAAAUGAAGAGAGCAGGCUGAACAAAAACCAAGAGAUGAAGAGAAAACCACAGACAGAGUCACAGACACACUGAACUGAGAGACUCCUGGAUUCACUGCUGUCAGGGUGUUAUUAUAGAUCUUUGAUUUCAUUUAGUUAUUAUAUAUUUAUUUUUAAUCAAAACUGUAUUUGCAGGUUUAUUGUUGUUCCACAAAGUCAAGAAGCUGACAGUUACCUGUCUGAAAGAAAAGGUCAUGAAGCCUUCAGUGAAACACUGACUGAAUAGAAAUGAUUUCUGAGUUUACUUCAACAGCUGACCAGUGACGCUGGACCAACAGGAGUCUAAUCAAUGACUCAAAUCAAUCAAUGACUCAAAUCAAUCAAUGACUUAAAUCAAUCAAUGACACGAAUCAAUCAAUGACUCAAACACCUUAAUCUGAAUUCUCAAACUCUGAUUAUAGUCGGACUAAGACACUCAGAUAAUGUGAUUGGAAUUUGAUUUUCUCUACCAUGUAACCAGCGUAGUCGGAGUAUGAUCGGACAAUGCAUGUGCACGUGCACCACGCCCCUUAACCCUGGGACAAAAAUACCAGAGAAGAAGUGGCGCUCUCAUUUUAAGAAGUUUCAACUCAGAGGAAACGAAAGAACGUCCGCUUUUAGAACGACGAGGAGAGCGCCGUUAUUCUUCCCGUCCUGACAGAAAUGGACAUUUUAAAGUUUAUGGACGGUCGCAAAAUGAGGAACGGAGACGUCUUUGAAAAUAUCUGGAAACAGCGCCAUAUCUAGUGUCUGUAAAGUUUUGUUAAAUUCUGAUGAUGUUCAGUGGAUGAAUUGGUGCUACAAACACUCUCAGUCCAUGAAUGAAGACUUGCGUGCUCAGCGGCACUGAAGGGGUUAAAAUGAUGUGCGGCUCAAUCUGUUGUAUCACUGUGGGACAGUAAAAAUGAAGGGGUAGCUACAGCUCGGUCUGCACGACCACAGCUGAGGACCUCUUUGGAAGCAGUAUGGCAGGGGAGUGGGCAAGGCUGGACCUGACAAAUCCAGAAGUCCCUGGUCCUCUUCUUUCCCGGCCUUCUGACUCCAGACCUCCUUUGGUUCUCUGGGAUCAUGUUCCUCCUGAACUGAAGGUCCCAGAGUGUGAACCAGAGAUGCCUAACCUAAAAGACUCUCCUGAGUCUGCAGAAGUUUCUGAAGAAUGACGGUCAUGGUUGAGUCUCUAGGCUGAGUUAGUGCUAACCAAGGCUGACCCAGGACUGCUGCACCUAUCAGGGGUAACCUGGUAGGUCUUCUGAUGGGGCGCCACCUACUUGAUCAUGUGGAUGUUGAUCUGGGUCUAUCAGCAGAAUGUAUCUACCAGAGGUUUCUUCAGGGAGUGAGGCGGAGCCAUCACCACACGACAGACACCUUCUUACUGACCUUUGCCCUGCCAAGGUCUGCCGUCCUCUGCUGCCCCAAAAGAGAGGUGAGAAUACUUUACACAGUCCAAUGGAGAUGAGGUCUCAUCGGGAUAACGAGGCCAUGCAGGUCUUUGUGUCUGACAGGGUUCCUGUACUUUUGGACUCUGAGCAGGGACCCAGAAUGACAAGGUUACAGCUGUAACUCAACGUCUGUCUCCUUUCUCAGAGAAGAAGAAGAAGGUGGGCGGGAGGCUGAGCUGUCCAGUGCAGGUUCAGAGGGUUAUUAGGCAGGGAUGUCCAUUCUCUGGCCAGCUGUGCUCACUGGCCAUUGAGCCACUUCGAUCUAAGUUGAGAUCUAGGCUGCCUGGGAUCAUGUUGCCAGGGUUGCUUUACCGCCCCCCACUGGUGGUUUCGGCCUACGCUGACGAUUUCAAUCUCUUUAUUAAGAACCAGGGAGGUGUGUCUUCUCUCACAUAUGACAUGGAUCUUUUCAGAAAGGCAGCCUCAGCAAGGGUUUAUUGGGGGAAAAGUGAGGCUUUUCAGUUGGGUCCGUGGGGGGAAACAGGGGCACCGGUUUUACCAGGAAAACUAAGCUGGGGAAGGCAGGGUAUGAAGGUGCUGGGGGUGAUUCUUGGGAAUGGGUCGCAGCUUUUAGGCUGCAGUCAGCCCAGAGACUUUUGUACAGUUUUGGUCUGCCAUGGAUGGACACAGCCUGUUUGCUGCUGUGGAAGGCCAGUUAUCUUGGGUACGACAAACAUCUGUUCUUGCUUGAGCUUAGCUCAGUGGACUUAUCUGGUCCGACACCUUUUUAUCAGUCAAUGGUUGAGGCAGCGCAGGUCUUUAUUUUUCAGCGGAUGGCUGCAGUAACACCAGGGAUGUGGCUGUUUGAGGAACCUCUGUUUUGGAACAGGUUUAUCUCCUUUGGGGUCCUGUCCUUUGAUAGCCUCAGGAUCAGACUGAGGGAGGCUGGCUGUUUGAAAUUGAGUCAUUUCUUGAGGACAUCCAUCCCUCACUUGGAAGAGCGACUCAGCAUCAGGUCACACAGACUGCUGUCCAGGCUGGUGGUAGAGGUCUGUGGGUCCCUGCCAGAGGUCUGUAGAAGUUUUGUCAAGGACCGGACUGUUUUGGACCAAUGGGAUGAGCAGCAUGAAUGUGUUUUGGGGGGGUAUUACAUUGGUGUGAAGGUGACAGGCCUGCGCUCCCUGGCUGAGUUGAAGGUGUCAAGGUGGACUGAGUUUUUUGGCAGGGGCUCUUCCCCAGGAGAUUGUUGGCGGUCCCUGUACAAACCCCCCAUUGAUAAACGGACAGGCGACCUCCAGUGGAGGGUUGUACAUGGGGCCAUAGCUACAAACAGGUAUCUGGCACAACUGGUACUGGCCCCGACUCAGUACAUGCUAUCAUGACAGACAGACAUCUCAACACUAGAGUCUGAUCAGAACUGAAAAACACUCAGUCUGCUGUUGGGGCAGUCUUCUCGCUUCCACCCGGGACACGUCUUUUUUCCCCCCGGAAAGUUACAAAAUCGCAUCACGCUUGAUGUGUAUAGUCAGGCGGGUCAAAAUUCGCCUCUGAAUAUUUGUAAUUUCAUGUCGUAUAUUUGCGUCAGUCCCGGUGAGUAAAGACCUUUACAGACCAAACUGAGGUUUUUGUGGGGACCUGGGCUGUGAAUGGGGUUUUGUGUACAGUCCAGGAGAAUUCACUGGUCCUGGAGUUUUGAGCCUUUUCCUUUGUCAUCUUACCGGAUUAUACCCUGUUUUUCUCUGUUGGAGUUUUGUGUUUGUUUUUGUGACAUAGGAUGGAUGAGCAAUAAAGGUCAAAAAGAAGAAGAAGAAGAAGAAGAACUUGAUGGUCCACAGAUGGACAGAUCUGCUGGAGUCCAGAAAGAGGCUCAAAGAAGAGACAGUCAUGUUGAUGUGGACUUUAGAGAAAGUGAUCCUGGAUCUGAAACAUGAUCCUGGUUCAUCAUCUGACUCACUCAGCUGCUCUCAGGUUUUUGUACGACUGUUUCUCACUGUGUCUCCUCAUUUUCGGCUCUGGGACUAAACUGUUUGUAACAGGUAAGAACAAAAACUUUCUCUUUAUUGUUUGAACUGAUUUAUAAAACCUCAAACUCUCUCCACAAAUCUGAAGUUAUUGAUGAAUUUCUGAUAAAUCUGAGUUUGAUCUGAAAUGUUGAGACAGUGUCACCUCUAUAUUUGGUCCUCUCUGUGAGUCAGAACCAUCAUUUCUUUAUUUAUAAUGUUCAGACAGUCAAAUUAACCUCAUGUCAAUUAUAUCAAUAUGAGGCACCAAAAACCUUUGUGUGGGAAUAUUUGUACAAGUAGACAGAUACUCAAUAUUAUCAACUAAUAUUUACAAUAAAUGUGAUUUAAUCUAGAUCUAUGGAUAAACUAUAGAAGCCUUUAUAUUUAAAUAUAUAAGGAAAUGUUAUUAUUGAUUAUUGUCUGUAAAUGAAGCUAAAAAAUGAGAUUACAGUCAAACACAUGGAGGAUGGUACAGAGGUAUGAAGAGUCUGAGUGUUUGUACAAAUUAUUAUAUUCAAACAGGAUUCAUCAUCUUACCCUCAUUAUAUUAUAUUAUAUUAUAUUAUGUUAUAUUGUAUUUUAUUAUAUUAUUUCAUAUUUUAUCAUAUUCUAUAACAUAUGAUAUAAUAUUGUAUUAUUUUUAAUUACAUUUAAUUAUAUUAUUUUAUAUUGUAUUAUAUUAUACUAUAUAUUAUCUUAUACCAUAUUAAAUUACAUUAAAUAAUAUAAUUUAAGUUAAAUAAUAUUAUCUUAUAUUUACAAGCAGCCCUGAUGUUUUUUAUUUUUAUUUUGUAUCAGUAAUGUAGAAUAAUAAAUAACUGACUGAUAUAAUGAUGAAUCACUUCUCUAAAAAGAGCUGAAUGCUCAGACCUACAACCUAAAAAUGUAGAAGAUAAUGUAAGGACUAAAAUCACCAUUAAAUCCUCUGAGAAUAAAAAUGUGUGUAUAUUAUGGACAAAGUAUUUUAAAGUUGAUUGAAAACUGUAAUAAAGUUGUGAUUCAGCUUUGUUGUCAUUAAAUAGUAUUUGUAGUUUUAUAACUGUUUCAAUGAUUUUAAUUUUUGUGAGUUAUAGAAAGUCAGAAAAUGUUGUUCAAGACUGAAGAGUGUGUGUGUGUGUGUGUGUGUAUCAGAUAAGCCCGUGGUGAAGCCCGUGGUGACUGUGUACCCGGCAGCAUCCAGAGCCCAGCUGGAGGGGAAGAGCUCCCUGCUGUGUGUGGCCUCAGACAUGUUUCCUCCUCUGGUCCAGAUCUCCUGGAGAAGACGGGAGGAAGACGGUUCUCUGAAGGAGCUGUCCUCUGCUGAAGGAGAGCAGCUGGAGCUCAGAGAGUCUGGACGCACCGUCUCCAUCCUGAUGAUCCCUCAGAGGGAGAACAGAACGGACAGAUACCUCUGCACGGUGCUGCACCAGGGGGGCAGAGUGGACGCUCACACUGAACAAGGUCCAGAAAUCUGGGUGUCUAAUUCAGCUUGAUUAGAUUGGAGAUGGUGGAGCAGAGGACUGACCUUUCUUUUACUCUUUGUCUCUAACAGAAGUUCCUGCAGCUCCUGAAACCUCCUGUCCUCUAGAGAGAGAGCCGACUGAGCCGUCAGCCCUGCAAGAGACCGACUGUAAGAAUCAGAGGGAAGUUCAGGCACUGCUUUAAAACAGGAGAGAGAAUAAGGGGGAAAACAGGGAAUAUAAACACACACAGGAAAUAUUUCAAAUCAAAUCAGUUCUACGUGCAAAGCAAUUUCACAACGCAAGAUAUAUAGAGAGAAAGGAAACAGGAGCAGACAGUUUGCACUCUUGAUUUAACGCACAGUCAAAGACAGAUGACAAAUAUUUACAUCCAACAAGUUUCUACAAAACACAGAAACAAAUAAUCUGAAAAUAUGAAGUUAAUGUUCGUGAUAUUUCAAUCCACAAUAUGACACUAUCACUUUAAAGCUCUUGUGAGGGUUUUUUACUGGUUAGGAAACUGUUUGAGACUAAUACUGCUGCCUCUUUAGGACCUUAUAACAGUGUGUGUGUGUGUGUGUGUGUGUGUGUGUGUCAGUGUCAGUGUCCUUUGAGUGCAGGGUGAAGCUGCUGUCAGUCCUGUACUCUCUGCUGAUCCUGAAGAGUCUGGUGUACUGCUGUGGACUCUCUCUGCUGACCAUCUUCACUAACUAG
Messenger RNA from Xyrichtys novacula (pearly razorfish), 6142 nucleotides. The record is from the annotation of a GenBank genome assembly. Lineage: Eukaryota; Metazoa; Chordata; Actinopteri; Labriformes; Labridae.